CACUGCCAGACCUUCAGUGCGUGCUAAACCACAGAAGAUGAACCCUCCGUCCUACGACGCCGCAACAGGCGAAAAGGGCCAACACUCGGCGGCGCCCUAUCCUCCGGCAACAACCGCGGGGAUGUACCCUCCCACCGGCGCCGGAUUCAGUGCUGGACCACCUUCGCAGCCACCGCCGCCCAUCGGCUUUCAGUAUCCGUCAAACCCCCAGGCCCCGUUUAUGCCUCAGCCCGAGUAUCUUCCACAAGGAGUGGUUAUUACGCAGCAGCCUUUGAUAACCGUACCGAGCGGAACAACAACUGUCGUCCAUGUUACCAGAGUUCCCCAUCUGCCCCUGCCACCUGCUUCUUCCCGCUACGAGUGUCCUUCGUGCAAAGGUGACAUCCGCACCAGGGUCGAGUACAAAACAGGAACCAAAACGCACUUAAUAGCCGCUCUUUUGUGCCUUUUCGGCUGCUGGUGCUGUGUACCCAUUCCUUAUUGCUGCUCCAACGACUGCAAGGACGCGCACCACUACUGCCCCCACUGUGACGCGUACAUCGGCAUCUCGGCUAGAAAUUAAUUUUCGUUACGCUAAAAAUUAAUGACUGAAUGAUAAUUGUUGCCUAUGAUAAAGCAAUUUAAUUAUAAAUUUGUAUCGACGUGGUUUGCUGAGCAUGAAAAAAUACAACAAAAUGUUUUCCUUGUUUA
Cloeon dipterum is the source of this 690-nucleotide messenger RNA. Its product is annotated as lipopolysaccharide-induced tumor necrosis factor-alpha factor homolog. The transcript is spliced from 3 exons. Gene Ontology annotation, molecular function: zinc ion binding. Lineage: Eukaryota; Metazoa; Arthropoda; Insecta; Ephemeroptera; Baetidae. Bases 38 to 562 code for a protein of 174 amino acids. The record is from RefSeq and is a predicted model, not a curated record.